Molecule: messenger RNA, 363 nt
Organism: Microsporum canis CBS 113480
Lineage: Eukaryota; Fungi; Ascomycota; Eurotiomycetes; Onygenales; Arthrodermataceae
Exons: 2
Coding region: 1-363 (120 amino acids)
Source: RefSeq, a predicted model, not a curated record
AUGGGUGGAAUGGCUACGAUCGGUUCUCCGGCGAGAGUUAUAAGAGAGAGAAAAGACGAUUUUUCCGUCGUCGGUUUUCUGUCUCAACGUUCCACAGAGUUGUCGGUACUAGUGGAACUCGCGUUUCUAAUUCUGGUGGAUGUGGUAGCAGCGAUGAUGUUCGUCAUCGCUGGUCGCUGCACUGCUUAUAAGCCUGUCGAUGGGUGGAUGUAUGUGGUCAAGGAAUGGAGGCUUGGCCUGUCUGUAUGCUCGACGGCAUUACAGAAAAAAUCACCAUCCUUCAAAGCCUACGAAGUCGCAGAGGCCUUAUACCGAGUUAUUUUUAUAUUGGAAGUCUUUACUCUCUUAUUCAUAUAUUUAUGA